GCGUUUUCAUGUGCAUCUCACCAUCACUCUCGCUCUUGCAAUUAUUCCUCUUCUCGCAAUCCGCACUAAAAUUCUAGGGUUCCGAAAUGGACGCUGACGGAAAGAUCAAGAAGGGCGCCGGCGGAAGAAAGGGCGGCGGCCCAAAGAAGAAGCCGGUUUCAAGGUCCGUCAAAGCCGGUCUCCAAUUCCCCGUCGGAAGAAUUGGCCGUUAUUUGAAGAAAGGAAGGUACGCUCAGCGUGUCGGUACCGGUGCUCCCGUAUACUUGGCUGCAGUUCUCGAAUACCUAGCUGCCGAGGUGCUUGAGUUGGCUGGGAAUGCAGCACGUGACAACAAGAAGAACAGGAUUAUUCCAAGACACGUGCUUUUGGCAGUGAGGAACGAUGAGGAGUUGGGGAAAUUGCUUGCUGGAGUGACAAUUGCACAUGGUGGCGUGCUUCCAAACAUUAACCCUGUUUUGUUGCCUAAGAAGUCUGAGAGGGCUUCCAAGGAACCUAAAUCUCCAUCCAAGGCUACUAAAUCUCCUAAGAAGGCUUAAUUGACUUAUUAGUUUAUUGUUCUCUAUUUAGUGUGCACAAUGUAAAUCUGUGUUUAGGUUCUUUUUUCUAUCACCAUAAUUGUAGUUCUCAAAUCGUUGUUUAUUUUUUGCAUUUUCACUCAAUUAGUCGAAACAGCAAGUUCUCAGUAAGGGAUUAAUUUAAUUUUCUUAUAUUCGUAUAAUUGUAUCCUUUCUCAUUCUCUCUCUCAAUCGAGAUGUUGUGAAAUGUUACAUUGUUGAAUGCC
Messenger RNA from Glycine soja, 781 nucleotides. RefSeq names its product histone H2A-like. Gene Ontology annotation, cellular component: nucleosome. The transcript has 2 exons. The record is from RefSeq and is a predicted model, not a curated record. Lineage: Eukaryota; Viridiplantae; Streptophyta; Magnoliopsida; Fabales; Fabaceae. Gene Ontology annotation, molecular function: structural constituent of chromatin; DNA binding; protein heterodimerization activity. The coding region runs from base 87 to 536 and encodes 149 amino acids.